Molecule: messenger RNA, 645 nt
Organism: Seminavis robusta
Lineage: Eukaryota; Bacillariophyta; Bacillariophyceae; Naviculales; Naviculaceae
Source: the annotation of a GenBank genome assembly
GGUAGUUUGGAAUGCCUCAAAUAUGCACAUGAAAAUGGCUGUCCCUGGGACAGUCAUACAUGCAGUUUUGCUGCUGAAACUGGACAGCUUGAGUGCCUCAAAUACGCCAGGGGAAGGGGAUGUCCAUGGGAUGCAUGGACAUGCUUUUACGCGGCUGAAGGAGGUCAUUUGGAUGUUUUAAAAUGGGCUGUUGAAAAUGGAUGUCCUCUCGAAGGAGAGUUUGUUCUGAGUAGCAAGGUUGCAGCUUCGAAAAAAGGGCACCUAGACUGUCUCAAGUUUUUCCAAGAACAAGAAGGAGACACGUUUUUGCAUGAAGAUCUCUUUGACACCUCAGCAAGGGGAGUACUCGAAUGGCUUUGUUUUGAGGCUACUGCUCGUGGUACUUUGGAGGAGCUUAUUCUGAGUGGCAAGGUUGCAGCUGCGAAAAGGGGGGACCUGGACACUCUCAAGUUUUUCCAAGCACAAGAAGGAGACACAUUCUUGCUUGAAGAUCUCUUUGACAACGCAGCAAAAUAUAUCCGUUGGGGAGUACUCGAAUGGCUUUGUUUGGAGGCUGCUGCUUGUGAUAAUUUGGAGCUCCUUGAAAAGGGCCUUCAGCAAUGUCCCUCCCACCUACUCGCUCGCUUGGCUGGCUCAGGACCUUGA